AUGGAUAAUAAUACUUUAAUUUGGUCGGCCCAGCUGGCUGUAACUGCUCCUCAGCAAACACCCCGUCUACCGGGAGAUAAGAUUACACUCCCUCAAUCCGCCCUCGAACAGCUUCUUGCCGCCGCGCCCCUCCAAGCUGUCCCUCCGAACCCUCGUGUGCACACCACUUCCUUCGACCCCUUCAACCCCCACACGUUCGCUGCAGAAUCCCGAGCCCGGCAACAAAUCGAGAAUCGUCAGCACCAGCUUCCCCACCCGCUCACGUUCCGCGUCGUAAACCCCCAGAAUGGUCGCUUCGUAUACGCGGGGAUCAGAGAGUUCUCCGCUGCGGAGAAUGAAGUCGCACUGAGCGCUUUGCUCCGAGAGUCACUUGGAAUCGAAGAUGCCGAAUUCGAAUUAGACGCAAACGGCGUGACACAGAAUACAGAUGGCAGAGAAGCACAAGAGCAAUCUCCAUCAAGUCCAGCGGUGACAGUGCAUGCGAAACAACUACCCAAAGGCACGUAUGUGCGACUUCGCCCGCUCGAGGCUGGCUAUGACCCCGAAGACUGGAAGGCCUUGCUGGAGCGGCACCUACGGGACAAUUUCACAACUCUGACCGUCAACGAGAUACUGAACGUCCCCGGGACGCGCAACGAGGCUUUCCGGUUUUUGGUUGAUAAAGUGUACCCGGAGGGUGAUGGCAUUUGUGUCGUAGACACAGAUCUGGAGGUUGACAUUGUCGCACUGUCAGAGGAACAAGCUCGGGAGACUCUACGGAAACGAUUAGAACGGGCAGCGCGGGCACCAGGUACAACCAGUGGCAGCUCAGUUGGUGGAGUUCUUGCCCUCGGAGAGGCUGUGACGGCCCAGGUCUUACCGGGAGAAUAUGUUGAUUAUGAGCUUCGAGAAUGGAACCCUGAAGACACUCUCGAAGUGGAGCUUGUUACAGAGGAUCCCAAUCUCUGUCUUUUUGUUAGUCCCCUUGGUGCGCGCCAACAAAGCCGCCCUCGGGCUGAUAUGCAUGUUUGGGGAGACUUCUCGAGUCAGUCUCCCAAGCGAUUGAAGAUUCGAUCUACAAAUGUGGCUCUUGAGGGAGCAGAAGCUCUCUAUAUCUCAGCUCACGCCUAUUCUACCGACUCCGAAGCUGCAUCUGCAAAGCAGUCUCCGGCGCAAUAUCAUCUACGAAUAAUCGCAAAUGAGAUAGAGGGUGAAAAGGAGACAGAAGAGGCCCAUGAGCCCGGGGAUGUACAGUGUCAGAAUUGUCGACAAUGGGUGCCGCAGCGGACAUUGGUCCUCCAUGAGAACUUCUGUCUCCGAAAUAACGUUCUUUGUCCUCAAUGCAACAAUGUUUUUCAAAAACGGUCGCCAGAGUGGGAGAAUCACUGGCAUUGCUCUCAUGAUUCAGCCCAUGGCAAUGAUGCCUCCAGCAAGCUCAGGCACGAUUCCAUCUUCCACAGCGCCCACAGCUGUCCUGAUUGUGCCGCUCAAUUCGAAGGGCUUCCAGCACUAGCGCAGCAUCGCACUACCGAGUGUCCUGGCAAGUUGAUCCUUUGUCAAUUCUGCCAUCUACUCGUCCCCCAGAAAGGCGAGGCAGACCCCGAUUUCAACGAUCCCGAAGUCAUGCUCUCCGGCUUAACACCACACGAGCUAUCUGACGGCGGCCGAACAACAGAAUGCCACCUAUGUAAUAAGAUCAUUCGGCUUCGCGAUAUGAGAACCCAUCUCAGACAUCAUGAUCUAGAGCGUGUUUCCCGUCCAGCUCCUCGCAUCUGUUUGAACCAGAAUUGUGGCCGCACACUCAGCAGUGCAAGCAAUGCCUCUCUCGGUCUAUGCAGUAUAUGCUACGGACCUCUAUACGUCGAUACGUAUGACCCAGAAGGGAAAGCGCUCCGACGCCGUAUUGAACGACGCUAUUUAUCCCAAAUGAUGACCGGCUGCGGCAAGCCGUGGUGUCAAAACGAGUACUGCAAGACUGGGAAACAGAACAGCAAAUCUGCGGAUUCUCCUGCGCCGGUGGGCGUGGCUGAUAUUAUGAAGGUCACGCGCCCGCUCGUGGAUGCUAUCAAUUUCAAACCUGAGGUACCCAAUACAUCGCCACUGUACUUCUGUACGGAUGAGACUGGGCAAAUUCGCCGUAACUUGGCUGAGAUGCUCUCUGCUGAGGGGUCCGAUGGCAAGUCCUAUGCGCUUGAAUGGUGCGUUGCUGGCGCCGAGGCGUCUGGAGGUGAUCUGGAAAAAACCAGAGAAUGGCUAGCCAAGUGGGCACCGACGCAGAGUGAAACGAGUAGAUAA
Messenger RNA from Penicillium pulvis, 2274 nucleotides. Its product is annotated as putative ubiquitin fusion degradation protein (Ufd1). The transcript has a single exon. Gene Ontology annotation, cellular component: VCP-NPL4-UFD1 AAA ATPase complex. Gene Ontology annotation, molecular function: polyubiquitin modification-dependent protein binding. The coding region runs from base 1 to 2274 and encodes 757 amino acids. The record is from RefSeq and is a predicted model, not a curated record. Lineage: Eukaryota; Fungi; Ascomycota; Eurotiomycetes; Eurotiales; Aspergillaceae.